UAUAACCCGAAACUAAACCUUUCCCACCAACUUAGAACCCUACGCAUCAGCACUGCCUCCCUCUCUUCACUCUCUUUUUCUUACAUUUCUCAGAAGCUUAACUCUCUCUCCCUCUUGCGCUUCCCCAAACCCCCUUCCCUCGUCGUCUCCGCCACUGCGCUCGCCGAACCGGAAACCGAGGACCUCAAGAAGUUCGUCAAAUCGUCGCUUCCGGUGUAUUUGCCACGCAGACAAUCAUAGAAACCGGUCGCCGUAAGAGCGCCAUGGCUCGCGUCGUUCUCCAGGAAGGAACCGGCAAAUUCAUCAUCAAUUACAGUGACGCCAAGGCAUCUGAAGUAAUUUGUUUCCUUUCUUUUACUUGCAGUGUAUGGGUUGGAAUAAAUAAAGCCACAACUCAAAAUUGCUCUUGCUUUAGUUAUUAGAUUGCUUUGGAUUCAGAGAGCUCAAUUUAGUUACGUGAGAAAAAGGUGACUGUGUAUCUGAAUCCAAAUCUGAAUGGGUUAUCUUCAAUUUGGCAGACAUGGUGUUAGGCAGAUCAUUAGAACUAGAGAUAUCAGUUAUGAUAAUGUUGUGGUAAACCCACUCCUGUUUGCUUCCCAAGGGCUUCGUUACAAGAGGAAGCUCCAAGUUAUCCUUACAACUGACAUAGAUAAGCUGGGAAAGGCAGGUGAUACUGUCAAAGUUGCCCCUGGAUAUUUUCGCAACCACCUAAUGCCCAAGCUCCUUGCUUUCCCUAACAUCGAUAAGUUUGCUUAUCUUCUCAACGAGCAGCUCAAGAUCUAUCAACCAACUGAGGAAGAAAAACAAGAAGAUCUCACUGUAGUUAAAGAGUCAAAGGAAGAUAUGAUGAAAGAGUAUGAAAGAGCUGCACUACGUCUUGAUAAAGCUAAGCUGGUCUUGCGGAGGUUAAUUGAUGUUCAAAAGGCCAAGUCACGUGAAUCCAAAGCUGACCCCUUGGAGUUACGUUCUCCUGUGACAAAAGACAAUCUUGUGGCUGAGGUGGCGAGACAACUUUGCGUGAACAUUGCACCCGAUAACCUGCAUCUUCCAUUACCUUUAUCGACAUUGGGAGAAUAUGAGGUGCCUCUGCGAUUACCAAAAUCCAUUCCCCUGCCAGAGGGCAAGGUUAACUGGAGUUUGCAAGUUAAAAUCAGGAGUAAAUAAAUUUCUUUCUUGUGGAAUUCCAGUUCACAGGGGAUGUGGAAUUAUCGUUUUCUGCUGAUAAUCAUCAAAUUGAACCCGGGGAUUAAAAGAUUUUGACGUGCUUUGAUUUAUGGAAAACAGAAAUGUCUUUUCAAUAUUCUGUACUGAGUGAAAUCUCAUGUUAUUUGACAUUCCUUUACACAGUUAUCUCGUUGUCAAA
Molecule: messenger RNA, 1363 nt
Organism: Vigna unguiculata (cowpea)
Lineage: Eukaryota; Viridiplantae; Streptophyta; Magnoliopsida; Fabales; Fabaceae
Biological process (GO): translation
Cellular component (GO): ribosome
Molecular function (GO): structural constituent of ribosome
Source: RefSeq, a predicted model, not a curated record